AUGGCUCGUACAAAGCAAACUGCCCGCAAAUCAACCGGAGGAAAAGCACCAAGGAAGCAACUGGCCACGGCGCCGGCAACUGGCGGAGUGAAGAAGCCCCACAGAUUCCGUCCUGGUACCGUGGCUCUCCGUGAGAUCAGAAAGUACCAGAAGAGUACCGAGCUUUUAAUCAGGAAACUCCCUUUCCAGAGGUUAGUUCGAGAAAUCGCUCAGGAUUUCAAGACCGAUCUGAGGUUCCAAAGCAGCGCCGUCGCCGCCCUUCAGGAGGCGUCGGAAGCCUAUUUGGUUGGCCUUUUCGAGGAUACAAAUCUUUGUGCUAUUCAUGCUAAAACGGUCACAAUUAUGCCCAAAGACAUGCAGCUUGCUCGAAGGAUCCGUGGUGAGAGGGCUUGA
Messenger RNA from Lactuca saligna, 393 nucleotides. The record is from the annotation of a GenBank genome assembly. NCBI's taxonomy places the organism in Eukaryota, Viridiplantae, Streptophyta, Magnoliopsida, Asterales, Asteraceae.